Serpula lacrymans var. lacrymans S7.9 is the source of this 568-nucleotide messenger RNA. RefSeq lists its product as uncharacterized. NCBI's taxonomy places the organism in Eukaryota, Fungi, Basidiomycota, Agaricomycetes, Boletales, Serpulaceae. Gene Ontology annotation, cellular component: membrane; intracellular membrane-bounded organelle; cytoplasm. Gene Ontology annotation, biological process: sphingosine biosynthetic process. The transcript has a single exon. The annotation marks the transcript as partial. The record is from RefSeq and is a predicted model, not a curated record.
GGCUGAUUAGAUCGACUGAACCAUUACAUGUCUGCUCUAGUUGUCUAUAAUCCAGUCUGUGGUGAUAGCACCGCACACACAUUCUUCCAAGAACAUGUAUUACCUCUUCUCCACGAGCAUAGCAUCGCAACUCCUCACAUAAUACUUACUGAACGUCCCGGUCAUGCAGGCACUGCUGUCGUCGACUAUCUAACCUCCAGGGCUGAUCCUCAGGCUGAGCUAACUAUCAUUCUUGGCUCCGGUGAUGGAACAUUACACGAAAUAAUCAACGCCAUUUCCGUUUCCCCUACGAAAGGUUACUUCAUCAGCUUCGUUCUUAUUCCUUGUGGCACAGCCAAUGCCCUCUACUCGUCUUUCUUUUCCCCGGUACAAGGCGAUACCACUCCUGCUUACCGAUUACAGUCCUUGCACAAAUACCUUGGAAAAUUCCCCUCUACCCCUCUCACUUUAGCUCGCACGACUUUAGUGUCACCCGAGAGUGAUGAUCACCCCACAAUCGCCGUUUCCGCCGUCGUAGCCUCUACCGCUCUACAUGCAUCUAUCUUACUUGACUCAGAGAGUUUAAGAC